AUGGAUUUCUGGAAAGAGGUAGUGGCGCCCGAUUCAGUCCCUACGCAAAAACCCGAGAAAUUGAGAUACAAUGCAGCCCGGCUCACGGGCUCGGCACUAGUCCAAGAAUUCUAUGUGAUGAUUCAGGAAGGGCUCGAAUACUCCUAUUUAACGAAUGGUUUGGCGGUAGUUCUGCUGCGAGUCCCGUACAAUGACCCGACUACUUUAUACUACUACCUCUGCGAACCCAACAUAGAAGUGAACCCCGAGGAUGAUCAGAGCUUUCGGCAGCCGGUAACAAGUAUUGCCCGUGUACUGUACCUCUGUCUCAUGAGCUUUGGUUUGAGGUUACAUGCAGAGUUACGACAGGUCCCUCCAGAUGCACAAUAUACUCCGUCGGUAUAUACAAGUUCCGACCGUACCAUUUCAGAGUUUGUACCGUCUUCACCUACUGAAUCCCCCACAGAGGGGCGUCGACCGCCAACUCGGUCUCGGACACAGUGUGCACCUUUAGAUCUAAUCUUUCGCAAUGACCCUUCCGAUUCUGAUGAGGGUCUAGCGCUCAGGGGGCAGAAGCGUCGUUUCAGUCGGGUCACCUCGUCUCCGUUAUCCCCAUCUGUGCAACGGUCGGCACGCCAGACAGGCUCCGAAUAUAUUCCGAGCGACCAAAAACAAUACCAUAAGGCACAGUUUUAUGAGCACUGCUCGAAUGUAACACUUUACCGCAAGGGGGGAAGCGGCAGUCGACAUCUCAUCAAAGCCGAGACAUUGGUUCAAUUGAUUAUACAGCAGCUGGAUAAGAAUAUUGACGAUUGUACACCAAUGGGGGGGUGUGGAGCAUCGGGGGCGCCGUUCAAGAUCACCUGCGCAGAAUAUGGCUACACUAUCGUCGGCAAAGGAACUACUUCUUAUCUCUGGGACGAGGUAUCACGGGAAGCAGACAUCUAUCGUAUCCUUUCGCGAGUGCAGGGCUUGGUGGUUCCGGUAUUUCUCGGAGCGAUCGACUUGGCUAAAAUUUAUUUUCUGCAUGGAGCCGGAGAGAUUCGACACAUGCUACUUAUGGCGUGGGCAGGAAAGCCGAUCAGUAAAGUUGAAGCAACGAGCCCUGAGAUCUCUAGCUCGAUCUCGAGAUCUAUAAAGGAGAUUCGCUCAUUGGGAAUAUCACAUCAGGACCUUCGGCUGGAGAAUUUUCUGUGGAACGACGAACUACACCGGGCUCUGAUUAUUGACUUCCAUUGUUCGGUGUUGGACCGUCAACUGAUCAAUAAGCGGAUGAAGCUACAUAGGAAGAUCUCAUACGGAGCAGAUACACGUAAGCGAAAGCGACCUCGUCUAUUCUGA
Aspergillus affinis is the source of this 1320-nucleotide messenger RNA. RefSeq lists its product as uncharacterized. The record is from RefSeq and is a predicted model, not a curated record. The transcript has 3 exons. NCBI's taxonomy places the organism in Eukaryota, Fungi, Ascomycota, Eurotiomycetes, Eurotiales, Aspergillaceae. The coding region runs from base 1 to 1320 and encodes 439 amino acids.